AUCCAGUACGGUAUUUGACGGAAGUUAUUCGUUUGCAAUUAAACAGUACGGUAACCGUUUACAAGCAGUCACUGUCACGUGAUCAGUAAAGCGGAAGGCGGAAAAGUUGAAUUCAGUCAACGAAUUGGAGAUGGGUGACCGUGCUUCAAUGAAGGAUGUUUUCAUCCAGUGUCAAACUGGUCUUCAGGGACAUGGCAAACUGAUGAAAACUCUCAAUAAGAUUUAUGACAAGACAGAAUUUGAGGCAUUCUGGUCAGAAUUUCAGCAUUACCUUAAAUAUGCCAUGAUCAUAUUUAAGAGAGAACCAGCUGUUGAACGAAUGAUUGAUUUUGUCUCCAAGUUUGCUCCAACUCUCUGCAAGAAGACUGUUGAAAAAGGUGUAGAGGAUGGAGAUGAUACUCUGGAAGAAGAGGACAGUGUUGCUGAUAAUAGGCUGUUACAGGAAAUGUUUGACUUUUUGCUGUCUUCUCACAGUGCGAGGGAACGUGGUGUAAGAUUCCGAUGCUGUCAGCUGAUCAAUAAACUAUUGGCAAACCUGGGUGAAGAUGCCCAGAUAGAUGACGAGUUAUAUGACAGACUGUAUGAGUGUAUGUUAGAGCGACUGAAGGAUAAAUGUCCAAUGGUGCGCUACCACGCUGUAAAUGCCAUGGCAAGACUUCAAGAUCCUUCGGAUGACAAUUGUCCAGUUAUAAAAGCGUAUUUGUUUUUAUUGAACUGUGAUCCAAACGCUGAUGUUAGACGGGCCGUGUUAGCAUCCAUAGCGCCAUCUACAAAGACAUUGGCUAGCAUUAUUGGACGUACAAGGGAUGUCAAAGAUACUGUAAGGAAGACUGCGUAUGAGGUCCUGGCAGAGAAAAUCCACAUUAAAGCAUUAUCAAUAGCCUCUAGACUUCAGCUUAUUAAUGAAGGACUGAUUGACAGAAGUGAGAUGGUACAGCAAGCAUGUUCUGGUAAAUUGUUACAAGCAUGGAUGAGAACUGUGGGUGGUAACAUUCUCGACUUGUUGAAGAGUUUGGAUGUGGAGGAUUCUACAGAUAUCUGUACUAGAGUCCUCGAAACAUUGUUCAAGGCAAGCUCCAUUCAGGACAUGAUGACCAGUUUUAACAUUUUAGAUGAGAAGCUGCUGAUACCAACAGAUGUUUUGAACAGUGAGAGCGCCCUCUACUGGUAUGCAGUGUGUAAGUUUAUUCAUGGCAUGGGAACUGAUGGUGAUGAAUAUAUGGAGAAAGUUCUGCCUACAGCUGUAGACUUUUGUGCCUACAUGCAGAGGUAUGUAGAUGAGUUGAAGACUGUAGAAGAUCCGGAGAUACAGCUCGGACGAGAGUUCAUCAUUGAGCAGUUACUGUUGAUCACCAGUUUCAUGGACACUGCUGAUGUGGCAAGCAAGAAAGCAUUAGAGACGCUACUACACAAUAUGUUGAUGGCGGAUCACGUUAGCCACAGACUGGUGAAGUUUAUCAUCACACAGAUCUGUUCUCUCAGAGGGAGUGGAGAGAAUAUGGUCGCAUAUUUUGCUGAGACAGUGUCGGAAAUACGUGAACCAAUCACUGUUGUGGAGAAAGACAUUGAAGAGGAAAAGAAAAGGCAGAUUAACCUGAAGAUUGCUGGUAUUAGAGUACAGUUGAACCAGUUAAGAGAAGAUCUAGACGAAGCUGUGAAGGGCCAGGAUUUCGAGAAAGCUGCCAGUAUUAAGUCAAGUAUUGCCCAACUAGAUGUUGAGAAACGUGAGCUUUUAGAGACGUCAGAACCUGUCAGGGAGGAAAUUAGAACGGAGAAGAAUGACCCAUUCACUCUCAUGAAAUGUCAGACGAUCAUCUCAGAGAUGUUACAGCAACUUAAACUAAACAAUGUUAGUUCUACACUCCAGAUGAUGAUUGAAUCUCAGAUUGUGCCAGGGAUACAGAACGAGGAUGCUGAAGUCAGAAACAUGGCCAUGCAGGGUCUUGGACUUUGUUGUUACCUCAGCAAGGAUCUACUUGUCACAUACAUACCACUGUUCAUGCAGGCGUCUCAAAUAGAUGUUGAAGGUGUAAGAGUGACAGCGUUACAGGUUUUGUUUGAUCUGUUAUUGAUAUAUGGGCUAGAGAUUGUAGAUGCUAGCGAGGGAUCGUCUAACGAGUCUGCAGACAACCGGAACAGUGUGGACGGGAUAACGUCAGAAACUGCCAGCUCCUCCAGUGACUCUAGAAACGGAACAGCCAGUAAACUUGUGGCUAUUAUAUGCUCAUUCCUUGAUGGAGAAAGCUCAGACCUUAGAACUUGUGCCGCUGAGGGUCUGUCAAAGUUACUGUUAUCAGGUCGAGUUGUAUCCUCCAAAAUCUUGUCUCAUCUGGUACUGCUGUGGUAUAACCCUCUCUCUGAGGACGAUACUCAUCUUCGAGACUGUCUUGGAACUUUCUUCCCGCUGUAUGCACUUGCUUCAAGGAGUAACCAAGAGGUUGUGGAGGAAGCAUUUUUACCGACACUUCGUACAUUACUGAAUGCUCCUGCUACAAGUCCUCUAGCAGAGGUAGAUGUUAACAAUGUCGCAGAACUUCUUGUUCAACUCACAAAUACAAAACUGUUGACGGCCAAUCAAAACAAUACAGAAAUCAGCUUGUCAUUGCUCGAAGACAGUAUUAGGAUGGACAACCCUGGUCAUGACAAUCUGUCUGAGACGGUGUGUAACGAGAUACUGUCUAAACCAGAGUCGGCACAUGUAAAACUGUGGGUGCGAAUACUCAACCAGAUGGACGUAAGCCCAGAUAAUGAAGUUGUUCUUAAAGACUUAAGGAUUUUAGCCUAUAAAAUGGCAAAGACUGUGAAAGAAAAGACAUGUUUGAAAGGUCUUCAGAAAUUUGAGGCUAGAAUUAAUGAGCUGGCAAGUAAAUUUGUCAGUGAUAACAACGACCUGGAGAACAUUGAGAUUGAAUCAGUUGGAGGGCAUACAGAUGACAGUGCUGAUGAGACUCAUGAUACAUCUUCCAUGACACCAAAACGUAAACGUGUAAGAGGCCUAUAUUCACAAAACAUGACACUAGCAAUGGAGUCUGAAGCAGAGAUAGACAUUGCAGAUGAAUCUGCAGUAGAGGUUGACGCCUCUUGCUUGAUGAGUCGAACCUCCGUAGAAACACCUUCCAAACGCAGUAGGAAAAAUACUACAACCACUGAGCUAGCGGAGGAAGAUGUUUUUCUUGUUCCUAAUGAACCACAAAAACCGGCUGAAGAUGUUAACAAAGAGUCGGCCGAGGAUGAUGAGAAACAAGUAAGUGAAACAGGAGAAACAGCUAAAUCAAAAUCUUCACAAUCAAAGUCACCCGAGCGUGGAAGACCUGCUGAGAAAAAAGCUGCAUCACCAAAGAAAACCAGUCCACGCAAAUCUCCAGCCAAAUCCCAGGAGAAGAGAAAAGCUUCAAGAUCUCCAGCUGGCGUUUCCCCAGAGAAAAGACUGACAUCUGAAUCUCCAGCUAGAAGAUCGCAGGAAAAAAGAAAGGCCUCGAAAUCUCCAGCUAGAGACAAGAAGAGAGUAUCAAAAUCUCCAGCCAGAUCAGCAUCUAGUAGUAGAAGAAAAGGCUCAAAGUCUCCCGAGAAGAGGAUGUCUUCAAAUUCUCCAAUAAAAGAGGCUGGAGAACGAAGGGCGUCCAAGUCCCCUGUAAAAUCCCCUGUGAGAGGCAAUGCAGAAAAAAGAAAGUCAUCGUGUUCUCCUAACAAAACUUCAGGUAAGAAGGACGACAAGGGUUCCCCAGCUCCUGCUAAAAAGUCAAAGGAAUCGGAGAAGGCUGCAGCACCAAAGUCUAAGAUGCCACUUGCGAAAAAGAAUGCUGAAGAGUCCAAGAAAAGUCAGUCACCUGAAAAGAAGAAGGGUGCUGCAAACAUUCAGGACAAAAAUAAAGGGAAAGCUAUGGAGAAGAAUGUAAGAAAAGCCUUACCUAAAUCAGUUGCUUCAGAGAAAACAAGAUUGACUGCGUCAGCUUCCUCAGAAUCAAGGUCACCAAGACUAGCUAGAGGUGUGAAGCCUAAUGACACUGCUAAAGUCUCUGCCCCUACCAACUCCCCUAGGCCUCACCGUAAAGCAGGAAAUAGUCUUGCGGCUGAUACACCAGAGCAGGUGACAAGGAGAGUUUCAACACGAUCAUUGGCAAACACACCCGAUACAAGUUCCCAGAGAGGAAAAGGAACACCCAAAGGAAGAUCUGUUCUGGAAACACCAGAAAAUGUUAUAAAACAGAAGUCAGAACAGAAGAAAGCUCCAAAUGUUAGAGCUGGUGCGGCUAUACCGGUUGUUGCGUUAAACAAGGUUAAAACACCCCAAAUUCGGGUUACACGAGGAACACCUAGGGCUUCAGCUAGUUCAGCCUCUGAAUCGUCUCCUGAAAAAGUAGUGAAAAGUACACCGAGGACUACCAGAGCCAAGGUUCUCAGUACUGAUGAUUCUUCCACAAGCUCUCCAGACUCUGUAAAGCAAAGUAAACCUGCUAAAGGUAAGCCAGCAAGUGAGAAGAAGACAAUUGUCGACACAACAACUGAUGAUGAUGAAGAGGAAGUUUCUUUCAGACGUAGAGCAAAACCAUCGAGACGUAGUGCCACAGCCUCUGCCUCUACAAGUAUGGUAACAACACCACAAGUGGGUGGUCGUACUACAAGGUCUUCUCUGUCACAAAGCUCAAUAGAGAGCCCGACCGUAAGGUCGCCUAGGAAUCCAAGACCUGGUGUUCCUGUUACCAAGCAACCAGUAAAGAAAGUUCCGACAACAACUAGCGAAAAGCCCCAACAGACAACUGCAUCUCGCAGAGUUGCUAGAGGAGGUGAGAGCUCUCAAAGCAGUACCAUAUCAUUAAUAUCCUCUCAAAGAACAACAACCUCUUCUCAGAGGUCAACAAUUUCCUCCCAGAGGUCAACAAUUUCCUCACAGAGGUCAACAACAUCUACAGUUUCAGGUAAAAGUGACAGUUCUAAGACGUCGAAGUUGCCGAGCCGUUCCAGUGCCACAAAUGCCAGUAGGAGGUCAAAGUCUGCAGAUAGCAGUAAAACCGAGAAAGUUACUGCCCCUGUAACCAAGGUAACAAGAUCAGCUGUUGCUACUAGACCUACAAGAGAAACCAAAACGGAACCUGGUAAAUUAAAAAGACCAUUGAGGAGCAAGCCAUCGGAUAGAAAAUAAUGGACCACAUUUUGGAAAAUACAAUCACUCGAGGAUUAUUUAUUUUACUUUCUUGUGCGAGAUGUGUGCGAUAAAAAGUGAAAUUGAAGUUACAGUUACCGAUGAUAAACAAUUUCAUUUCAUCACAAAACAUCCUAGCAAAGAAGCCAAAAUAUUUUUUAUUUGACACAUAAAAACAAUCACUAAAUAUUCUUCUAAUUAAAUUUUUGUAUAGUACGUAAUAAUAUAUAUGCUGUCUGCAAUAAUCUUGAAAAAUAAUGAAGUUGAAUCUCCUGUGUUAAUUGUAGAGCCCAUUGACGAGUGAUUAUAUAAUAUAAUGUAAAAGACAUUUCUAUUUAACAUACACUUUAAUUGAUGAGGGAAAGAAUAAUAUAUAUGACUGAAGCAAUAUUCUUAACUUGUUUAAUUCUGUAAUGUAUUUGUAUGUAUGUGUACUUCCUUUUACUAUAGUUCAAAAUAUGUAGUUGUUACACAGUUACACUAUUUUGUCCUGUCUUUCUGUCUGAUUUUGUACCCUGAUUCUUUGUUAUAAGCUAGCUGCCACACGAACAGUAUAUCUAUGCCAGCAGUAUAGAGCCAGGCCAGUGUGUAUAUCAUUGUAGUGUGCCAAGGCUUUUAUACUGGGCACUACUCAAUUUUAGUACUUUGAUAACUGAAAUCCUGUAAAUUACUAAAAAUAUGAUCCUUUUACAAAUUAAGCUUUGUAAUGGUUAAACUAUAUUGUAUAUGAUCAGUAAUGAGUAUAAAAUGUAUAAUUUUGCAACUUUGGUUUACAUUCUAGUAUCUUCUCAUUGAUUAUAUUUAAAUGAAUUUUUAAUGUUAUCAAAUCUGUAAACAAAUUUUUUACAUUUUAUUGAACUAUUUUCGUGAACUUAAUUGAUUAAAUUAAUUAUUGAAUUAAAUGAAGUUUUAAUAAUGUAACUUUUCAUAAUAAACUGUCGUGUAUAAAAGAUGUCA
Messenger RNA from Ruditapes philippinarum (Manila clam), 6097 nucleotides. Its product is annotated as condensin complex subunit 3-like. Gene Ontology annotation, biological process: mitotic chromosome condensation. NCBI's taxonomy places the organism in Eukaryota, Metazoa, Mollusca, Bivalvia, Venerida, Veneridae. Gene Ontology annotation, cellular component: condensed chromosome; cytoplasm; condensin complex. Gene Ontology annotation, molecular function: protein binding. The record is from RefSeq and is a predicted model, not a curated record.